Dermacentor albipictus is the source of this 1029-nucleotide messenger RNA. RefSeq names its product RWD domain-containing protein 2A. NCBI's taxonomy places the organism in Eukaryota, Metazoa, Arthropoda, Arachnida, Ixodida, Ixodidae. The record is from RefSeq and is a predicted model, not a curated record. Gene Ontology annotation, molecular function: protein binding.
UGCUGUGUGCUUUUUGCAAGUAUGGCGCCGCGCAGGCAGUAGCAGCAUGUGGUAUGUUUUCACAUGUGAUUUAACGUCAAUUUCUUCAGUCUUUCCGCGGAAUGAUUGAUACCGUAACAAACCAUGGAGCGGGAGAGCUUAAGCGAAAACCUUGGAUUACAGCUCGCAGAAGUUGAAAUGCUAUCAAGCAUGUACCCUCGAAGCGACGAAUUUAAACUAUUGGGUGCACAUGCUGUCAGCGAAUUCAGAGAUUUUCUGGACGGAAAAUGCGACGGGGUCACGUCUUCUUUAGAUUUGAACUUCACGAUCAGAACGGAAGCGGGACCAAUAGACCUGGACGUUCAUUUGCCGCACAACUAUCCUUCAGCGUCACCGGAAAUCGCAAUCAGAACGGAUUGCCUGGAUAGAGCCAUGCAUACUGCCUUGACGAAGGAAGCCCUGGAGUUCCUCGCCUCACAGCCAUCUGGAUCGCUGGUUGUGGGCGACACUGUCGACUGGAUCAGGGAAAAUUUCCCACGGUUCUGCGCUUCACCAGUCACCCAAGAGCCCGUGCUGAACAGCCAGCGUUUGUUUACAAGGUUGUGGAUCGUUAGUCACCACAUAUACAACAAGAAUAAGCGGAGGCUCAUCCUCGAAUGCGGAAAGGAAGGAAAUUUGACUGGUUUUUGCCUCCCGGGCAAGCCCGGAAUAAUCUGCUUCGAAGGCCCUUUGGAAGAGUGCCUGAAUGCCUGGUCGACGAUAAAGAACCUCACGUGGAAAAGGAUAGGCCUGAAGCACCAGGAAGACGUGGAAGUAGUUGAUGGGCAAGAUGUCGGAAGUCUCAGGAAGUUCGAAAAAUUUUCCGAGCUUGCUUUCAACACUAAACAAAACGCUAGUAGGGACCACCACAUGGACAUGGGCGAAUUCGCAAGGUUCUUGAGUGAACACGGCUGUGAAAACAUCUUCGAAGUGCUUUUCGGAAUCGAGGCCAAGAUAAACAGCUAACGUUUCACGCUUGUUUAUUUGUAAUAAACUUGUCUAAAAACAGGG